CCACAUCAUCAUGCGCUCGAUAUGUUGUACUCCCCAUCGUCGGCUGCCGCGGCAGCAGCAGCAGCCCGACAACAAUUACUUUUACAGCAACAGCAUAAUGCUUUGCAGCAAUUCCAUCAGCAUCAACAACAGAUUUUGCAACAGCAGCAACAACAACAUGAGAAAUCAUCCAGCUCAAAUAAAUCGUCGGCGGGAGGCUCGUCUUCCUCCUCCAGCAAAACGACACAAAGACUUUCGGCAGCCCAACAAUUGGCUGCCGCAGCUGCUGCGGAAAGUGCAGCGGCCUAUUACUCGGCUGCGGCAGCAGCUGCCACCAUGUUAAGUCCACCCCUGAGUGCUACGGCCACCCCCGCCUCUAGCUUGAGUGCGGUGAAUCCCUUUGCCAAUCCUUUUGAUUGGUUGGGUGCAGCUGCAGCAUCCUCAUCAGCUGUUAAUGGAUCUUCCACAAGCGGACAAAAACGUUCCUCAUCAUCAUCAUCCCGAACAGUAUCAUCUUUGUCGUCAUCCUCCUCAGAGGCUAAUCGCCAUAAUUCAUCACAAAAUAACGCCAAUAACUCCAGCACACCUGCAACAGCAUCCGAAUUCCUAAAUAUGUUUACGGCAGCCGCUCAUCACUCUGCCGCCACGCCGGGAGAUAUUACACCUGCAUCCAGCCAUCCGAGGUCUUCAUCAAAUGCCUCGGCCUCAUCAUUGGCCUCGACAUCAUCCAAUGCAGCAGCAGCAGGUGGUGGCAAGUCGUCAAAUUUUUCGGUGGCCUCAUUGACAGCCUCCACAUCAUCAUCAUCCAACAACAAUGGUGGCGCCAGUAACAAUACCACAAAUUCCACAACGUCUGCAGCAGCGGCGGCAGCUGUCUCAAAUUCUUCUGCCGCCUUGGCUGCCCUAUUCGGUGUGGCAGCACCUUUCUCCGCCCCGGCCUUAGUUAAUCCCUAUCAGGCACAUUUGGCACCUGGUGUGGCUGCAGCCGCUGCCGGAGCCCAUGGUUUGCCAUCGCCCACAAUUUAUCCACCCACACCACCACCUUCGGCACCAUGGAUACAUCCCUGGUAUGCUGGUGAUACUUUUUAAAUGUAAGGUAUAACAACAUAUUUA
Molecule: messenger RNA, 1092 nt
Organism: Musca vetustissima
Lineage: Eukaryota; Metazoa; Arthropoda; Insecta; Diptera; Muscidae
Exons: 1
Coding region: 22-1068 (348 amino acids)
Source: RefSeq, a predicted model, not a curated record